This is a messenger RNA of Cladocopium goreaui, 1508 nucleotides long. NCBI's taxonomy places the organism in Eukaryota, Dinophyceae, Suessiales, Symbiodiniaceae. The record is from the annotation of a GenBank genome assembly.
UGGACUCGACCUUUCGUUUUUUUCCUCCAUGGCUUUGCUGCGCCCCCGCAGCGCGACAGAGCUGCGCCGCCCGCGGCCCACGGGGCAGCGAAAAACGCUGCCGCUGCCGCUGUCGGGCGAGAUGCCCUCAAAAAUCCAGCUGCCAAAGUGCUCCAAAGUGCCCAAAGUGGACCUUAAAGGUCCAAGGCACCACGCAACGCUGGCGCCGAAAGCUGAGGUGCUGAAAGUUGCUGGUGUUGAAGGGUGGAAGGACAGCAGCACCUAUCGCAUUCGUGAGACGCCAGAGGUCCCAGAGGUUGUCACGCCAAAGCAGCGAGUGCCGGCGAGCCUCACAGAUGCCGCGGUGCGGCCGCGCUGCGUCGUUUCACGGGAAGUGGACAACGGCGAUGCGACGACCCGUGAGGCAGUGCCAUUGCCAGGCCUCACUGAGCUGCAGAAGAGUCAUGUCGUCCUCGAGCGCUGGAGCUGCUUCCCUCAGUUGCCAAGCGAGUUGCAUCCCAGCCGGGCCACAGCCCUGCGCUUGCACAAGGCCUUGCGAGAACCGCAGGCGCAGGUCGCGAUUGACUUGCUGGGCCAUGUGGAUGCCGAAUCGCGCCACUUGCUGCUGAUGUGGUGCCUGGGCUGUUGCUUGGAACUCCUGGGAUUUCUAGAGAACGCUGCCGCGCUCUUCGCCAAGUGCACAUCUAUGGAUGUAGGCAACCCUGUGCAUGCAUACAACCGUGGGGUAGUUCUCCUGCGUUUGCACCAAUGGCAAGCGGCUAGUCGAGACUUCGAUUUGGCAGCAAGCCAUUGCCUUCAGAAAGGAUGGCUCCUACCUGCCAUGUUGCUGGCACGCCGCGCCUUGGCCAAUCUGCAGCUGCAGAAACUGCCCCAAGUUUGGGCCGACUUCGAGCUCGCCAGGCUCCGGACGCGCUUUCCCAACUUCACCCUGGGACAGCUGCAGCGGCAGAUGGCUAGGGAGGAGCUCAGCUCAUACGCCAGUUAUCGCCGAGCGCUCACGGGGCCGCCUGUCAUGAGAUUCGCAGCACACCGGCACUGGGUGGUGCAAGCCCUUGCUGGUGAGAAGCUUCAAGCCGCCAGCGAGGCUGUGCAGCAGUCUCUGCUGGAACUGCUGCGUGCUGUGCCCGGCUUUGCGCAAGUGCAGUUUGGCUGCGUUCCAUGGGAUGCCGUUUCCAUUGUUCUAUUGCGUGGAGGCCAACCAUUGCUGCCCACCUAUUCUCACGUGUACAUUUUGUUCUCUGGGGAGCUGCGCGUCCUGCGCUUCGUCGCAGCGCUGGGAGCGGGCCGCCAGAACCUGGAGGAAGGGCGGGUGCUGGGGGUGCCGGAGGCACUGCUGGCACGACCCUUUCUGGAGGAGGAGCGGGUUUUGUCGGUGCCCAGCUCCUUCUGUGGUCAACAAGGACGGCACCAAGACGGUUGGCUAGUGGCUUCGGGCCAUGGCGCUGGUCUGCUGCAGAUCACUGUGCAGGGAAUGCAGCGGAUGUGAGCUCGAAUCGACUGCGAAACAA